This is a messenger RNA of Ustilago hordei, 1395 nucleotides long. RefSeq lists its product as uncharacterized. NCBI's taxonomy places the organism in Eukaryota, Fungi, Basidiomycota, Ustilaginomycetes, Ustilaginales, Ustilaginaceae. The transcript has a single exon. The record is from RefSeq and is a predicted model, not a curated record. Bases 1 to 1395 code for a protein of 464 amino acids.
AUGACCCCAAUCCAAGAUAUGGAUGCCCUGCAUUACAAGGACACAGACAAUAUUGAAGAUCUGGGGUAUGAUGAAGUCAAUGAACAUGAUGAGGAACCACAGCACCCUAUUGACAACAUCUACCAACCACUGCCAGAACCUGACAUGGCCUUUGAAGACAAUACACCAGACCCUGGGCCUACAGAGACUGUAUUUGAGUAUCUGGCAGAAGGGACUGAUGAUGCAUCAGAAUCUGACUCAUCAAAUGCACCAUCAGAUCGAGCAUCUGACAGCUCAAGAGACAAGACAUACUGGCUCACAAUGCCAUCAGAACCUCCACCACUGCUGAAUGAACUCAACCAGAGCAUCCAAAACAGAGUGGCUGCAGAACACCUCUCAAUGCAAACAGUUCAGCAUUAUCACAACAAAUUUGCCAUGACACACAACCUGUACCCUUGGCUACACCUGACGAUGCUUGCAAUACUCCUCAAAACAUACCUGUGGAUGUUCCCACCCAAGGCUGAUAUACACCAUUUUCAAGAAAAUCUCCAACACAAUGGCAAAUUGGUGGAUAUUGGCAACUUUCCAGCAUAUGAUGCUAGUGCCCAUGCAAUCUCCACCAUGAAUCUCAAACCAUUGGUGAAGGAGGCUCUGACCAGACCAGACCAAAUUCAUUGGCAUGAAGCUAUCAGGGCAGAAAUGGAUGGAUUAGAAAGUAUGAACAUCUGGGAAACAGUGGACAGACCAGAGGGGGCAAACCUUGUAGACUCCAAAUUGGUACUCCAAGUGAAGACAGAUGCAAAUAACAUACCAUACAAGUUUAAAGCCAAGUUCUGUGUGCAUGGUUUCUCCCAACAGGAGGGUAUCAACUACAAUGAGAUCUUCACACCAGUCAUACCCAGGGAUGCCAUCCAGACCCUACUGGUGAUUGCUGCCAGGUUUGACUGGGAACUUGAUUCAAUUGACAUCAUGCAAGCUUACCUGAAUGCUGAGCUGCAUCAUCAUGUUUAUCUCAAGCUGCUGGAGGGCACAGAGGUACCAGCUAAUAAAGUGUAUAAGCUGGUCAAAAGCCUAUAUGGACUCAAGCAGUCCAGCAGGGAGUGGCACAAGGAAUUGGACACACACCAGCAAUGUAUAGGUCUGUUCCCAUUGGCCAACAUCCCCUGCAUGUAUUCAAGAGGCACUGGAGCAACACAGGUGAUCAUUUCAGUAUAUGUCAACAAUAUGCUCAUCAUGUCACCAUCUUGUGACCAGGUUGACCAAGUCAAAAGGGAAAUUGUCCAAAAGUGGAAGAUCACUGAUAAUGGACUGGCAACAGAGUUCCUCAAGAUCAAGCUCACACAGGAUCACAUUAGAUGGAUGAUUGACUUAGAUCAAUGGGCAUACAUACAGCAAAUCAUCAAAGAGUGGAUCUGA